Labrus mixtus (cuckoo wrasse) is the source of this 2461-nucleotide messenger RNA. It is a transcript of the gene ptger4c, whose product is annotated as prostaglandin E receptor 4 (subtype EP4) c. Bases 393 to 1847 code for a protein of 484 amino acids. The record is from RefSeq and is a predicted model, not a curated record. Gene Ontology annotation, molecular function: prostaglandin E receptor activity. NCBI's taxonomy places the organism in Eukaryota, Metazoa, Chordata, Actinopteri, Labriformes, Labridae. Gene Ontology annotation, cellular component: plasma membrane. The transcript has 2 exons. Gene Ontology annotation, biological process: negative regulation of inflammatory response; adenylate cyclase-activating G protein-coupled receptor signaling pathway; inflammatory response.
UGGGUAUUUUGGCUCCUGUGUUAAGUGAUUUGACGUUAUAUCACAGCUGGAUUGAUACGUUGCGAUAAAGAAUUGAGUCUUGAUUGAUUCUUUAGCUGUGAGAUCGUAAGGAAACUCUUACAGCCCGCACGUCAGCCUUCUGACAUCAGCACUCAGCUUAAAUACCCGCAGAAGCGAGCAGUGUCAACAAAAAGCAGGCACACCUUCAUGUGAGAGCUUAACACUGCUGGAAACUGAGCAGAGGAUCUCUCCCAUGAACUGCACUUUAUUCUAUUGACAAUACAAUAUUUCAGGGUUCUACACUAGUUCGCUCUCUUCUCUACAGAGCGAGAUAUCUAAAGAUCACAGAACGUUCUCCCAUCUCAACCAUUGUGCAUUGCUGGUUUUUAAUUAUGAUAAACGAGACUCUUGCGUUUGGAGAACUGGACACGAACGUUUCAGACCCACUGCCGUCUCUCUCUCUCAAUCAGAACAACAGCGCUCAGGCUGCGCUCAGGCUCGAUUUCAGGUCUCUGGUCACCUCAGCCACUAUGUUCGCCGUGGGAGUCUUGGGGAAUCUCAUCGCCAUCAUCGUGCUGUGUGUCACUAAGAGGGAACAAAAGGAAACCACUUUCUACACUCUGGUGUGCGGGAUGGCAAUCACGGAUCUGUUGGGAACGUGCUUCACCAGCCCCGUGGUGAUCGCCACAUACAUAGCCAGGCGGUGGCCGGGAGGAGUGCUGCUCUGCCACUUCUUCUCCUUCUCAAUGCUCUUCUUUGGCUCGGCCGGGAUGUCCAUUCUGUGCGCCAUGGCUGUGGAACGAUAUUUGGCCAUAAAUCACGCGUAUUUCUACUCUCAGCACAUAGACAGGACGAUGGCGCGGUUUGCGCUCCUGGUCACCUACCUGGCCAACAUCGUGCUGUGCAUCAUGCCCAGUUUUGGUUUCGGACAGCACGUGAAGCACUUUCCAGGGACAUGGUGCUUUCUAGACUGGAGGGCAGUUGAUCCGCUCGGUGCCUGCUUCUCCUUCCUGUACGGAGGCGUGAUGCUGUUGCUGAUCGCAGUGACAGUCUUGUGUAACUUGGCGGUUUGCAGGUCCCUGGUAGGGAUGAACCAGAGGACGGGGAUAGUAAGGACGGAGUUGUGUGAGCAGGGAGGAUCACGGCGCCGCUUCCCAAGGCUGCCCUCAGUCACCUCAGCGGCGGAGAUCCAAAUGUUCUGGCUUCUGAUCUUGAUGACCAUCGUUUUCCUGGUCUGCUCAAUCCCUUUGGUGGUCCGGAUCUUCGUGAACCAGCUUUACGGCCCCGCUGUCAUUUCCGCUGGAGGGAAGCCGGACGACAUGAGCGACCUGUUGGCGAUCCGCUUUGCCUCGUUCAAUCCGAUCUUGGACCCCUGGGUGUAUAUUUUGUGCAGAAAGAAUCUGCUGCUGAAGGGCUGCGAGAGGCUGAAGAGGACGGUGGCCUGUUUUACGGGCGGCCGGGGAGACAACAUUGGCUGGGCAGGAGACCAACACUCCCCUCCAUCUUUACACAGCAAUGACACCAGUUACGCAUCAAUACGCACAGCCAGCUACAGGAACGACGUGGAGCACCGUGUGACCGUCAAGCACCAGACUUGUACAGACUUCGCUAUGAGGCAGGCGUGGGAGUACGACACAGCCCGUGCUAACUUUCACCCAUUCAGCGUGGAGUCGACCGCGAUCCUGGCCUGUGAGGAGGAUAUAACAGCUGGGUCCAAACAGGAGGUGGCAACCAUGUCGUCUCCACGCAGUGUAACGACUCCCCUCUCUGCGCACGUGAGAAGAGUGGACAUUGUCACCUGCACAUUCAGCACACCGAGCUCGUGCCAGUCAGCGAAAUGCCUCUGACAGACAUGUUAUGUCAGCCCACAUCACCCGAGAAAUUACAAUGCAUCUUUGUGAGGAAGCAACGCUGCCAGGUGAUAAACUCCACUGUAGUUGUUUUUUUGUAACUUCAGAUAGUUUGAAUCAAACGGAGAGCCUUAUCAAACUGAAUGAAAAACUUUAGCAUCACUUAGAAAAAAAUGGUGACUAGAAUUAUCCCAACAUCUGUACCGGGUCAAAACACAACGUGAAUGAACCUGCUGCAGAGGAUUCACAAUUUAAUUCAAACCACAUUAAAAUGUGAAAUAGUUCCUGCUGGAGAGCACAAUAGAUUGUUAUGCCAGGUCGUCAAAUAGCGACGUUUUGUCACACUAGUUAAGCGCGCGAGGUAUCCUUUUGCGCACCAGUUACUUGUACAGACCUACAGUCUGUGGUACAGUCCUACAGUCUGUGGUACAGUCCUACAGUCUGUGGUACAGACCUACAGUCUAUGGUACAGACCUACAGUCUGUGGUACAGACCUACAGUCUGUGGUACAGUCCUACAGUCUCUGGUACAGACCUAUACAGUCUCUGGUACAGACCUACAGUCUCUGGUACAGACCUAUACAGUCUCUGGUACAGACCUACAGUCUAUGG